UUAAUUUGUCAUUUUUUAUUCCUAAGGUCAAUAAACCCUGUACUAUGCGUUUCAAGAGGGUUUUAAUUUUUAUAAUGCAAUUUAUUUUUCUCUUUUUUUGUUUUCUGCCAUUUCCCUUCAUUUCCCCCAAUCUGAUAGCCAGUGUCCUAUUAUCCAAUCUAAAUUUUAUUUUUUCUUUAUUAUUAUUUUAUUUUUUCUUUUGUAUAAUUGUGCCUGACUAAAAUUUUCAUAUACUGGGAUCGGUGCUUUUAGUUUGACUGAAAAAUAGUGAGCUUUGAGGUUGGGGAGAGCACUAUGUUUGGGACGGCGAUUAGAUAUAUGGCGACGAAACCGAAGCCGAAGAUGAAACCUAUAGAGCUGAAAACUCCACCGGAGCAAACUCAGACCAUAACAAGGGUCAUAUUCGACAUCGUCAAGGAGCAUGGUCCUCUCACCAUUGGCGACACCUGGGAUCGGGUUAAGGAAGUUGGUUUGAGAGGAUUGACAAGCAAGAGGCACAUGAAAAUAGUGUUGAGAUGGAUGAGAGAGAGGCAGAAGCUUAGGCUAAUAUGCAACCAUAAAGGGCCUCACAAACAAUUUCUAUAUACGACUUGGUUCACAAAAUCCAACAUCAACCAGGCAAAACCAGAUAAUAAUCCCUCACAACCAAAAUUCCCAUAAAAUUGAUGUGUUAUUAACUAAGCAGCUUGCUCAAGAAUUUUCACUUUUUUUCCAGUCCACAAUUACUUUGCACAAUCAUAAAUGUAGAACUACAGGCUAAAUGCCACAACAGAGAAGUGCUUGAUUGUAAUUUCACUCUUUUCAGUGCAUAUAGUGGCUGUUUGCGUUA
This is a messenger RNA of Quercus robur (English oak), 829 nucleotides long. RefSeq lists its product as uncharacterized. NCBI's taxonomy places the organism in Eukaryota, Viridiplantae, Streptophyta, Magnoliopsida, Fagales, Fagaceae. The record is from RefSeq and is a predicted model, not a curated record. The transcript is spliced from 2 exons. Bases 295 to 660 code for a protein of 121 amino acids.